Pocillopora meandrina is the source of this 11768-nucleotide messenger RNA. The record is from the annotation of a GenBank genome assembly. NCBI's taxonomy places the organism in Eukaryota, Metazoa, Cnidaria, Anthozoa, Scleractinia, Pocilloporidae.
AUGAAACACAUAAAACCCAUCAGUGGUGUUAACAAACUUGUAGAGGCAAUUCAUGAUAUUAUUCAAAAUAAACAGCAAUGUCAGACUGUAGAGUAUGAUAUACAAUUUAUUUGCUGUUCUUGUGAUAUUAGUGAAAAUGAAAGGGAAAAUAUGACGAGAAAACAGAAAAAAAACAUGUAUAUGACAGCAUGGAACCUGUUGCAAAAAAAGGUUUGUAGAGGAGAUUCAAAAGAGGUAUUCAACAAUGGAUCCUAUAAAAAAGAAAGAAUUAUCUUGCAAACACUGACAAAAUUACCAAUCUUUAGAUGGUAUAGAUAAGAAAAAAUUAUUCCACAAACGCAAAGAAAAAUACCAAUCCAUGGAUGCGACAAAAAAGAAAAAAUUAUUUCAGAAAUGCACAGAAAAAUACGAAUCAAUGGACACAGAAGCCAAAAGAGAUCUAUUGAAUAAAAGAAAAGAGAGAAUCAAAGUCAAAGCCACAUCUAUUGAAUCACGUAUUAAACCGUUUAAGAAGAAAAUGAGAGAAGGCCCUUAUUUCAUAUGUACUCUCUAUAAUCGAAUACUUUAUAAAAAAAUAGGUCCGCAAUGCGUACUUGUGUGGGAUUUCAUUGACAAAGUGUUUGCGAGGGGUUUUUGAGCGGAAGCAAACCUGUCGCUCACCGUGAGUCAACUGUACUACAGGGGUGAUAUUAGGCCUGGAAUCAACAGCCUGAAUAGUAAUUUUUGUGCAGGAAUUAUUUGAACAAAUACAGAUUCACAGGAGAGAUCUGGGGUAUUAACUUAUACUUUUAUCAAGCAAUAUGCCUUUCCCUCCCUCCCUGGAAGCCUUUUGGCGUGUUUUUGAACGUUUGGUAAUCGUCUUCAACAAAUAAAUUACCUCUUGGUGGCUUAGGCUAUUUAUUUGUUUAUACGGCAAUACUGGAAAUACUUGGAGCAGUAAAUAUUUUCGUAACAGUCAUUAAAAAAAAAUUGAAAAAAUUUCUGCUACUACUGUUUAACUCGUGGAUACACGAUAGCGUAGAAACGAGUUCUUGUGGGCGCUCUACGAUAUGCAAAUUAGCGUGGACUCUUCGUAAUUAGUCGUAAUUAGUCUGCUUCGAACUCGAGAUCUAUCCUUCCGAAGAAGUAAGUCCAAAGUCCUGGCGCUAUUAUGAUUGCACUGAUCGUUGCGAUAUUUAUUGUCUUUACACGCCUGUUUCGACAUUUACUAUAUUGAAAUGGACUUCAAAUGUUUCAGAUUAGUGCUAUGAUCAACUUAAAAACCAAAUUUGAAGGGUCUUCGAAUCGUCCAUGCGCUAAACAUAACGAGGACCAGCGAGAAUCACGAAGACUUUGUGAGUGACAGCAAGCUGUUGACACAGAAAUUCCCACGGAAACAUGUACCCAUGACAUAAAAAAAAUGGUAAUUUGCAGCAUUAUUUCUUUCUACGCCAAUUUGGGUCUUUCCGUUGUAAUCGUUUCGUUUUGUUAUUCUUCUAUGCAAACGUGACUGUUUUGAUGGUAAGAAUGAAAGAUGAUCACUUUCAAGAAGUCGUUGCCGAGCACGUGACUAUAAUCUGGCCGGUGUUGUUUUGAUCACUUGACGAUCUUUUUCGCUGAAAAUACAGGACGACUUCCUAUUUCAAGGAAUGUUUUUCCAAUUAAUUUAUAUCGCAUCGGUGUAAAAAAGUACAGGUAUAUGGGUGUUCUGAAAAACAAAAGGGAAAUUCAAAACUACGAGAAAUUGCGAGUAAUCGGCCUCUUCUGCUACACGCGGGUUUUUUUGGUGUAACAUGCGUGUGUUUCCCAUAAGUUACAAGCACUUUACGCACGUGGGAAUGCUGCAAUCACGAAUUUUAGAUUACGUGAAAGUCACGCAUGUGGUUGUUUGCUCACCUUACUAAUAUGUUUGUUUGCUUGUUGUUGUUUUUUUUGGUAUCCUGGAGUAUUUCAGGAGGAGUUGCAGACUUAACUGUGGAAUAAUUGUUUAAUGCAAGGUUGUCAAUAAAGGUUGCAGUUAGAAAUUAGCCAAGAUGCUAAAGGAGCUGUCUUGAAAUUUCAAGACUGUGUGUUAUGUAGUUUAUUUUUGUCUUUUGUAAAUGGUUGUUAAACUGGACAACUCUUAGAAAGAUGACUUCAAACUUAAUUUUAAAAGGCCUGUUCUGGUACCAAAUGAAUAAGCAGCAUUUCCUUAUUAAUAGUUUUUUGAGUUUCUCAUUACAAAUUCCUCUGAAAAAAAGGGAAACAACUCUUUUCAUAACUAUUUACUGCUUUUUUUGUUGCUCUCUUAACUUAAAAACAAUGUACAUCAUGAUAAAGUAAUUUGUUAGAGGACACCGUGAAAUGAGGCCUAAACAGCUUUAUGAUCUGUGAAAUAUGUUGCUAAAACAUCUGCUUGUAUAUCAAUGUUAGAUAUAUUUGUAUAUAUAUGAUCAAUUACUGUGUUGUUGUCAGUUGUAUAAGUUGAUAUGAACUGUUUGUAAUGGUUAUCCCUCACUAGUAAAUUAUACAAAGGUCUUCUGUCUGUUUCAACAAGCCAAUUUAUAUUAAAGUCUCCAGUAAUGUUAUUGUUGUCUGGUGAAAUGUUAUUUAAUACCUCAGUUAUUGCUUCAUAAAGUUGUCUUACAGGCACGUUUGGGGAGUGAUAUAUCCCUAUGAUUAUUCAAUCCUAAAGACUUGCUAACUUAAUUACUGUUGUUUCAACACCAUGUAUAUUGUGACAAUAGGGGUAUCCAGGUAAGUAUGGGAUUUUACUGUACACAGCUGUACCACCAUAAGACCUUGAUCCAUUGCUGGAAUUAAGGUUAUCAUUACGGAAGAGAACAUAACCAGCAAUGUCAUACAUGUCAUUAUUAUCUUGAGAAUUAAAUCUUGUUUCUGUGAAAAUAUUGAUAUCAGCACUUAGAUAAAUUAAGUCUUUACGUAUAUCUUCUAUGUGUUUGUGAAGAGACCUUACAUUAAGAUAACACAGUUUAAGAAGGGAAAAUGUUAUGUCAUGGAGAGGGGAGAUGCAAAGCUUAAGUUUUGCAGUUGUUCUUAAUCUCUCCAUCUGGAUUAACAGCAAUCUUGCUUUCACACAAAUCAGAAAUAUAUAGGCCUUCUAUAGCAGUCACUCUACUGAGUCCCACAUAAUGUAUGUGUGGAAUAGUAUUUCUGGUACUAAAAUCCACAACAAUUCUACUGUCAGUAUCACCUUGUGACUUGUGAAUUGUUUUUGCUGCUGCGGGAUGCAGUGGAAAUUGUUUUCUAACAACUUGUGCUGUUCUGUUUCUACCUACCGCAAACUGUGUAGUCACAGGGUUUACUGGGGUCCAUGUGUGUUCAAUUCCUUGCACAUACAAAUGUCUUUUUUCAUUCCUUGUUUUCUGACCUACAUCUGAGUGGUCAAAUUGUACCCAUACAAUACCAGAUGGUUUGGUUUGUUGAUGUAACUGAACUAGUUUAACAACAUUUCCAGCACCAUUUGUCAUGCCAUCUUCAGUUCGUACAUUCAUGACAAAGUGUGUUCUUUCACCCUCAGCAAGACAAAGGGUUGAGGCUAACUGUUUUGUUUUUCUUGGAUCAUUGGGUAUUUGUCUUAGUAUUUUGUUUCUUAGCUCUGGAGAGAUAGCUCCAAUAACACUAUCUAGAGCAUUUAUUGUGAAUUUGUUUCCUGUGGCUGCAUUAUGGGCCCUUUGAUUAAAUUCAUCGACUUUAGCAUUCUGUAUAAAUAAGUGAGGUGCAUCUAUUGGGUUGUUGAUGUCUUCUUGUAUAGCUCUCUUUAAGUUUUGCAAUGUCAGCUACUGUGUGUUUACCUUUAUGCAACCUAUUAAGUAAUUCCACAAACAAUUUGCUGUCUCUUUGACCCAUGAUUUCAUUAAGUUCAAACAUUUUAAAGUGUUUAUGCCAUAAACUGGGAGAAAGAACAGCAUAAAUCUACAUUUUUGAGGUCUUUGAAAAUAUAAGCAUCCAUAACAGAUUCUAAUUGGAAUAAGUCACCAAUAGCAAUUAUGCUCACACCUCCAAAAUCCUCUCUACAGCCUUUUAUAUCUUUAAGCCUAUUGUUUAGCUGUAUUGCAAAUUACCAUUACCAUUUCCUACCAUUGAGAUUUCAUAAAAAAAAAUCAAUUGACUUCUCAAAGUGUUUAGUCUACUUGAAUGAAGCUGUUUGUAAUGUCUCAGUGAUUGAUUGGCAGCCAGAGUGCUAUGAAGAGUGUUACCCAUAAGCUUUACCAGUUGGAGCUAAUAGUAUAACUUUGAUCUGAUGAAAAUCAUCACCAGCUCUAGUGUUAUAAUAUUUAAGAGAGUGUCUCUGUAAGAGCGGUCCGGUCGAUUUUGCUUGAGACACGGAUUUCGCUCAUUUCUUGUGUGUUGUAAGACAUCCAUGUACCUACACUAAAACCACAAUCCGUUUGAUCGGAUCUCUUUAUUUUUCAGAGUUUUACGGAAAUUAAAUUUCACUCGAGCGAAGGCUUGUCGUGACACUUUUCAAGACUUUAAUUUAAGACAACUUUGAAGGACAAUUUACAAAAAACUACGGAACUAAGCAAAAAAUAAAUACCACAGCCAUGUAUAUUAACUCUAUCUUAUCCAUCGAGGCGACUUUCGUGAACAUCACGUUUCAAUCAAGGAAACAGGAAGACUUGACUUAUCCGUUCGCUUAAGUCACACAUGCCAAAACCGAUCAAAUUCAAUGUAAACUUUUGAAAAAGUGAGGCGUUCUUAACUGAUCCAACUAACAUAGCUAGGAAGUAAGUGCUAUAGAAAAGGUAACUACAGAAAAAAACUUUGCGGCCCGACCUUUACGAAAACUUUAUAACUCCGUGAACUUACCUAAUUUUCGGCAAUCUCCAAGUUUAGCCGCCAUUUUGAGGAUUUGUCAACAAGAAGCGUAACUGAUAUAAAUCAAGCAGGUAGAUCUAAAACCGACAGAAAUACAUACGAAAGCAAUUCAAAUGAACUUUACUUUCAAUUCAAGCGGCAAAAUUUGAAAUUUUUCGUUAAACUUACCAUUCCUACAUCCCCAUGCGACCAAUUCUUCCAACAGUUAAUACACUACAACUAGUGUUCGAAUUCCCUUCGUCGAUUCCAUCGUAAGAAAUAACCUGUGCCACUCAAACUUCGACUAGAAUGUGAAGUACGAAUCAAAUAACAUAACUGCUUCAUCUUGGAGGCAAUAUCACGCUGGUAUUUUGAUUUUCUGAUAGACAAGAACGGUAAUCAGGUAGCGAUCGCCAUGUUUACCUCAUAGAACUGAUCGCUGACCAGCCGCUGAGUGAAAACAAUACGGCUCAGUGGUGAGGGGCGGGGUGUGGGGUGGGUGCGGGCAGAUUAUCAAAGGAUUUUUGGGAACAUUCGAACAUAUGCAUUAAAGUAUCAUAAUAAGCAUUAGGACUGUCAGUUUUAAUGCGAAGGCAUGCUUCGUGUUGCAGACAACUUUUGCUUUGCUUAGUAUUCUUUUUUCUUUCAAGUACAUUUCGUUCCAAAUAGGACUGGCGUCAAUUCAUAGAUUUAUAAACAAAUCUUUACCAUGUAAAUAAAUGUUUUUAGGUAAUCGAGAUAACCAUUGAACCUCUUGUAUCGCUUUAGAAGUAAAGUGUCUUGUCUUUGCCCAACUCUGAGAGCGUGGAGCGGCAAAGACGCGAGACACGAGUCUCGCGUCUCGCGGCUUCUCCAUGCUCAGAGGAUACGCGUGACCUCACUAUCUUUAAGAAAAAAAAGGGACUGCUCGGAGUCUGUAUUCCGUUCAACCAUCUCAUAAGAGUGACGCGAGUCUUUUCAAUUGAAUGAAAAAGUCACAAACCCAUUCUUUACCUCACGAGCGUAACCACUGACCACUCACGAAUUCACUCAGUAAGCUUCUCCUUUGGCGCGGAAAUUGAAAUCGUAUCGAGUAAACAAAGUUAUAGUGAGUUCCUUUAGAUCUCCCGGAGCUCCCAAAGCGAUACAAGUUCGGCCCGAACUUGUAUCGCUUUGGAAACAAUUACAAGUACAGGAAGAAGUCGUUCGUUAGCGAGACGUUCAUUAUGUCUCAGGACUAAUUUUUAAAUAGCAAAGAUGGAAAAAACUUUGGUUCAUCGCAUGGCUUAAGUGAUUUUGUACGACUGUCUGAAUGCAAUGAUGAAGUAAAACAUCAUUUGAUAAGCUGCCACCUGUCUAAAGAGGUCUUAUGUGAAAAUGAGCUAAUCUUGGCAAGGACUGGCCUAUUUCACCUCGCUCAGGAGGGUAAACAAAAAAAUUUGGAUUAGCUAUAGGCAUCGCCACGCUUUGGGGAAGUUUUGGAGAAGUGCAAAUGUAACAUGUCAGUAUCCUGAUCAUGAUGGUGUCAGGAAGCGUAUCCAAGGCAGAGAUGUAAUUACCCUGCAUAUGUCUCAGGACAUUCAAAAGCUGUUUGGAGGUAUUAUUCCAGUUGAAUCAGGUAGUCCUCAGUAAAAUUUUCUGUUAUCUAUUUUGUCUCAUGACAUAUCUGCUCGAAAAGAGAAGAAACUCCUUAUUAGAUUAAGGGUACUUAAGUACACAUCACGUUACAUGUACAAUGUUGCUUGGUUGAUAAUCAAUAAUGUUUUUCAAGAAGAUCAAAUCACCUGAAAACGCAAUACACUUAUUCAUGCAUACGGUUCACAAUUAUUUGCGGUCAGUUUUCCUCAGUUUGUAUGAUUCUCAUAAACCAGUAUGAUUAAAUUUGCAGACUAAACCACCCCUUAUUUGAUUUAGAAUAAUAAAGUAAAUAGUGCAUGUCGGUUUUCAAUUCCUGAUGGAUGCUACUGGGCUUCACUUUAACUGAGAAAUUUGCAAUCGCUUACCUCAGCUCUGUGGCCCAUACCGUAAGAAGCACAAGAAAAAAGUUGAUGAUAGUGAGUCUUGGCUGAGACAAGAAGAAUUAGAGAAGAAUCUACGGUCCUCAGAAACGCCACUUUUAAACACGAGACAACUAAGGUAAAUUGAAUUAAGUGGUAUUUGUUUUUUUGAAAACUAUCGUUUAGAUUAUAAGAUACGCGAAUUACUCUCCCCACCGAUUUUUUCUUACAUUCUGUUAAUCAAAAAUUUCAGUAAUUAUUAAGGCUUUCUUGUUGAUCUUCUUAAUAGUAACAGUUUCCAGGAUCCAAGGGGAGCAAAAGAGAGAACAAUUUUCUGUGUUGUUUGGUAAGGCAACGUGCUGGCUUUAUACUUCUUCCGGCGUGAUAACGAUAAUGAUGACAACGAUGGGUAAAAAGCACUGUCCGCUAUUAAUGACGAUCAUCAUAGUUAUAAACAAAUCUCAGUUAUAGUCCUGAAAAUAAUCUAAAUCGGCUUCAUAUCGCCAGAAGUCAAAGUUGCUCACACACAUUCUAAGGUUCGUGCGAUUUUACGACGAAUUUUCAAUUCAGGUGUGUUGCGCGCGCGACUUUUGAUAGAAAAAACCUGCACGCGCUAUAACUUAAAAAAAAACGUGUCAGCUGAAUGAAUCAAAUCUCUAGCAUUUUGCAUACAUUCUUGGGAACUGCAAAAACGAAUUAGAACAAACAUUCUAAAUAUAGCGUUCAUUCCGUGCAAUGGGGCAUUGACAAAAAGUUCUGGUGGAGAAGACACCUUAUUUUAUACCACUGAUGACGAGCAAAAAAGGUCAUAUGGUACCCCGGUUAAAAAUAUAUAUUGAUAACUCUAUUAAUUAAUACCAGUUCUAAUGUAAAGGAGAAAGUUAUGAGAUAAAAUAAAAAUUGUCUGUACCACGAAGCAUGCCUCCACUGUUUAGGCUGGGAGUCCAGAAGCUUUUUAAGCAUGUAUUCGAAUAUCUUAUGGCAGUAAGCCCGCCGCCCACCCCCCACCCUACCCCACGCUAUACCAUUUUCACUCAGCGGCUGGUCAGCGGUCACGUUUAUGAGGUAAACAUGGCGAUCGCUUCCUGAUUACCGUUCUUGUCGAUCAGAAAAUCAAAAUACCAGCGUGAUAUUGCCUCCAAGAUGAAGUAGUUAUGUUAUUUGAUUCGUACUUCACAUCCGAGUCGAAGCUUGGGUGACACAGUUUAUUUCUUACGGUGGAAUCGACUAGGGGAAUUCGAACACUAGUUGUAGUGUUUGAAUUGUUGGAAGAAUUGGUCGCACGGGGAUGUAGGAAUGGUAAGUUCAACGAACAGUUUCAAAUUUUGCCGCUUGAAUUGAAAGUAAAGUUCAUUUGAAUUGCUUUCGUAUGUAUUUCUGACGGUUUUAGAUCUACCUGCUUGAUUUAUAUCUGCAACGCUCCAUAUUGACAAGUCCCUCAAAAUGGCGGCUAAACUUGGAAAUUGCCGAAAAUUAGGUAAGUUCACGGAGUUAUAAAGUUUUCGUAAAGGUCGGGCCGCAAAGUUUUUUUCUGUAGCUACCUUUUCUAUAGCACUUACUUCCUAGCUAUGUUAGUUGGAUCAGUUAAGAACGCCUCACUUUUUCAAAAGUUUACAUUGAAUUUGAUCGGUUUUGGCAUGUGUGACUUAAGCGAACGGAUAAGGUCAAGUCUUCCUGUUUCCUUGAUUGAAACGUGAUGUUCACGAAAGUCGCCUCGAUGGAUAAGAUAGAGUUAAUAUACAUGGCUGUGGUAUUUAUUUUUUGCUAAGUUCCGUAGGUUUUUGUAAAUUGUCCUUCAAAGUUGUCUUAAAUUAAAGUCUUGAAAAGUGUCACGACAAGCCUUCGCUCGAGUGAAAUUUAAUUUCCGUAAAACUCUGAAAAAUAAAGAGAUCCGAUCAAACGGAUUGUGGUUUUAGUGUAGGUACAUGAAUGUCUUAUAACACACAAGAAAUGAGCGAAAUCCGUGUCUCAAGCAGAAUCGACCGGACCGCUCUUACAGAGACACUCUCUUAAGCACUGCCUGAUACAAAUCUUUUGUUAAAUGCGAUUUGCCAACACCAGCCCCUCCACUGAGGAAGCAGUAGAAAGGGGUUUCUGAGGUUUUAAUCUGAUGUAAAAUGUGAUAAAAAAUUCUUUUUGCUCUUUAUCGGGUGUCUGGACCAUUUGACGAAAAUCGAAAUCAGGUAAUUCAUUCAAUAUCAGUGGUUCAUUAUUCAGCGAUGUUGAUAUCAUCAGAGAGGUCAUAGUUUUCACUUAAAUCAGGAUGUAAAUCUUCAUGAGAUCCAAUCCUUGAACGGAAUUGGUCAAUGGAGAUCCCCAUAUUUACUUGUGUGCUUGAGCGAGCAACAACAACAAUCCAACUAACUAGAAACUCAGUUUAUUAAAAUAGAUAACACUCUUGACAGUUCAAGGCAAACAAUAGUUUCUUUCAGUUUGUGACACUUUGAGACACUCGUGAGACAUUUUGAGACACUCGUGAGACACUUUGAGACACCCUGAGACUCUUUGAAGCGCAACCCGCACAAAUACAUUCAAGCCGACAAAUGUUAGCUUGCGAGAGUACAAUGACUCCUUUCAAUCUGGCACAACCCGCACCGAAGGUCCAAGCCGAUAAAUGUUGGCUUGUGAAAACGUAAAAGCUCCUGUGCAACCUGCUCUGAACACAAGCCGCGUUUCAGCGUGUUGGCUUACGUGAAAAAAUCUUCUGUUAUAGACACCUGAAGAAAUAACGAAACAAACGCCUCAGAUUAUGAAAGAAAGAACACAAACCAGGUGUACAAACGUAAUCGCCUUUCGUGAGAGCUUAAUCGUGAAGCUCCCACAACAAAAUUGAAAAGUUAAAGCACGCAAAGAACCCGUGAAAAUAUGAAAUGACUUAUCCUUACCUUGGAAACGAAAAUCCCCAAGAAACAAAUAUAAAAUUCCGAAUAAGUUCUCCAAAACCCAACGACUGAGAAGAGAAAUGGCCGCCGUACAAUACACUAUGAAAAAACGCUGACUGGAAUCCAAUCUUCACGGCUCACUGAACGCAAAUAGAAACCACGUGACAAGCACUUCUCUCUCGUGGACAAAUAAAUAAAGAAAUAAAUUUCGCGGGCCUUGACUAAGUGUGGGAAAUCCCACACAAAAAUCAGUAAUGAGGUGCAUAAACAACAAUUACCCCUGCCAAACAUUUUUCAAUAUUCAACAAUCAUUUGAUGGUAAUGAAUAUAUAUGCAAGACAUGUCAUUCAAAAGUCAUAUACGGAGAAUUACGAUGUCGAGCUGUUGUGAAUAAUAUGUAUGUUGACGAAACACCCACACAACUGGCUUCACUAGAAAAACUAGAACAGGUACUGAUUGAUUCACAAUUUUCGAUCCUCUAGAGCUACUUAGUUUUCGUUUCGUUUUCCGUCACGUUUACAAGCUCACAAAAAAGUUCGGAAUAUCCGUUGUAAUAUUCACUUGCGAACCGGUUGUUACGAUAUCUAGUUGAUUGCGUCAGAGCUAUAAAGUUUAGUUGGUAAAAAGCACAUGGUGACGGCUGUUUUACAUCACCGGUCACCUGCAUAUCAAACUGAACCUUGCACACGGCAGCUGAUUAACAAAAAUUUAUUAUUCAAAAAACACUGCGACAACACACACAAGUAAAUACUGCUCGACAUCGACAUAACACAUGCUAUCGAAGGAUCUGCUGAAGAUUAGAUCAGCUGAAAGUAGAAAAUGAAAAAGCGACAAACCUCGCUAAAGCGGAAUCAAAUUUCUAACGUCUAUAAAUAAGGUAUCAGCUUAAAUGUAGUAACAAGAACCUAGCCAAUGGAAAAAAAUUAAACUGUUUAAUUCUUUUACCCAGAUGAUCAAUUUGACGGCUAUACGACACGAUAGACAUUCGCAAUCUUGAAAAUUCAAAGGCGAAAAUAGAUUGAAAACUGUCGAUGGAAGCAUAGACUGAGUUAAAUAUGACAGUUAAGUAAAACUAAAUUUCUAAGAAUACAAUAUUCGUUCUGAAAAAUUUAUGAAAAUGGCCGGACUUAUCUAUCUCCGCGUGAAAUCUGUGUCUAAUUUUUGUUUUUGUUUGAACAACGAAAGAAAAGUGGAAAUACACAGCGUACUGAUCAUUCUAUACUUCACGUACUCCUUAAUUAAAACGUUUGAAACUAUCCCUAAAAAAAUGCUAACAUAACAUUCAGUAACUCGACUACGGUUGCAUUUAUGUAAGUGGAAAUUAAACAGAAGGAUAUUCAUUUCAUCGAAACAGUUCUGUUUGGAGAAGAUGCCUCUCAGGUUACUUUUAUUAGAACUUGUUCGGUUGUCCAGCGUUUAUUGCAGCUGGCAUCGGCGCCGCUUGAGCUUGUCCCGGCGGUGGAGGAUAUUGGUUUGAUGGCGGUGGAUAGCUCGGGUAAGGCGGAGGAGGCUGAUUAAAGCCUUGAGGAGGCGGGUUGUAACCAGCUGGAGGAGGCUGAUUGUAGUUCACCGGCGGAGGAGGAUGUACUUGUUGCGUAGACAUGUGUGUAUGAGUUGAGACGAUCUGUUGUGGCUGUUGGCCGGUGACGAUCACAGUACCGGGUGUACGAUAGCGGUAGUAGGGGCAACAAGCACAGCAGAGACAAGACACAAUGGAAAUGAUGAUUGCGAAGAAAAUAAUUGUGCCGAUAAUAGCGCCUGCAAUAGCUCCGCCGCUCCAACCACAGUAUGAUGACGAACAAACUCCCCCACAACAAUCCUCUCCAACGUCACAAUCGGAGUCGUACGUACAGUAACAAGAAGACGAACUACUAAUGCAUGUGCUACUACAGCACUGCUCACCAAUGCCACAAUCGAGGGUGGACGAACAGGAACAAGUGGACCAACUACUGAUGCAUUUGUUAUCACAGCAUUGUUCGUUCGUCCCACACUCGCCGUCGGACGAACAGUAGUAACAUCUCUCUCUACAGACUCCAUCUGUACAACAGGACUCACUAUAGGAACAAUCGCUUUUGAAGGUACAGUAGGUAGCACUUCCCAAGGUAAAGAAACAGACGAAAAGAAAGCAUAA